Molecule: messenger RNA, 1330 nt
Organism: Medicago truncatula (barrel medic)
Lineage: Eukaryota; Viridiplantae; Streptophyta; Magnoliopsida; Fabales; Fabaceae
Product: protein transport protein SEC13 homolog B
Exons: 2
Coding region: 165-1070 (301 amino acids)
Biological process (GO): protein import into nucleus; COPII-coated vesicle budding
Cellular component (GO): nuclear pore outer ring; COPII vesicle coat
Molecular function (GO): protein binding; structural molecule activity
Source: RefSeq, a predicted model, not a curated record
AAUGGUUCUUAUUUGAGAUUUCCUCGUCUUAUAUUAAGUUCGAAGUGUCUCGUUUGUUUAGAUCUCACAUCAUCUUACUCUCACCGGCGAAUCCUUCACCGCGUCUCCGGUCUCCACCUUCCGUUCUACCACUCUCUCCGUCUCACUUUCUUCUCAGCAGAAACAUGCCUUCUCAGAAGGUUGAAACCGGUCAUCAAGACAUAAUCCACGAUGUUUCAAUGGAUUACUAUGGAAAGAGGCUAGCAACAGCUUCAUCGGAUCACACAAUUAAGAUAAUUGGUGUGAGCAAUUCAGCCUCUCAGCAUCUAGCAACUUUGACUGGUCACCAAGGACCUGUUUGGGAGGUUGCGUGGGCUCACCCUAAGUUUGGUUCUCUUCUCGCUUCAUGUUCCUAUGACGGACGCGUCAUUCUUUGGAAGGAGGGUAACCAGAAUGAAUGGAUCCAAGCUCAUGUCUUUGAUGAGCAUAAGUCGUCCGUCAAUUCAGUUGCUUGGGCGCCUCAUGAGUUGGGUCUCUGCUUGGCUUGUGCUUCGUCUGAUGGGAAUAUAUCGGUAUUUACUGCAAGGGCAGAUGGUGGAUGGGACACCUCAAGGAUUGAUCAAGCUCACCCAGUUGGUGUGACUUCUGUUUCUUGGGCUCCUUCGAUGGCGCCGGGUGCUCUUGUUGGUUCAGGGCUUCUUGAUCCUGUGCAGAAGCUUUGCUCUGGUGGUUGUGAUAAUACUGUUAAGGUGUGGAAGCUCAGCAAUGGACAGUGGAAGAUGGAUUGCUUCCCUGCACUUCAGAAGCAUAACGAUUGGGUUCGAGAUGUUGCCUGGGCACCGAAUUUGGGACUUCCUAAAUCUACUAUUGCUAGUGCAUCACAGGACGGUAAAGUGAUCAUAUGGACUGCUGGCAAAGAAGGGGAUCAUUGGGAAGGCAAGGAUUUGAAUGAUUUCAAGACCCCUGUUUGGAGGGUGUCAUGGUCUUUGACAGGAAAUAUAUUGGCUGUGGCUGAUGGAAACAACAAUGUCACAUUAUGGAAAGAAGCCGUAGAUGGGGAAUGGCAACAGGUGACAACAGUGGAGCCAUAGAUAAUGAUUGUUCAGGUCGUGUUUUGUUAAUUUUGAAACUAUGGUUAAUGUUUCAUUUUGAAAUAUAAUUGACAUCUUAAUUUCUUUUCGUGUAUUACACAGUUGAUUAGUUGUGCUUCAUAAUACAUUAGUUCCUUGAGUUUUAAUAUUGUGAUCCAAUGAACAUUCUCUGUUUGAAAGAAUGAAGUUGAAUAGUUUUAUCAGUCCCUUUAUAGACUAUAGGGCUGUUUUCUAGUAUAUAAUGUGACAUUUCAUUCGAA